Messenger RNA from Labeo rohita (rohu), 1498 nucleotides. It is a transcript of the gene emp2, whose product is annotated as epithelial membrane protein 2. Lineage: Eukaryota; Metazoa; Chordata; Actinopteri; Cypriniformes; Cyprinidae. The record is from RefSeq and is a predicted model, not a curated record. The transcript is spliced from 5 exons. Gene Ontology annotation, cellular component: plasma membrane. The coding region runs from base 469 to 954 and encodes 161 amino acids.
UGAAGAGAAAAUUAAGACCAUGUGUGGACCAAGACCACGAUACACUACGAUUUAAUGAGACCAGCCUCCCACUUUACACUCUACAGAGACAGACAGCUAAUAUACAGCCUGCGGGGAUGAAGGUCUCCAGAGGAUUUCCACUACAGGCUCUGAAUAAAUGACCAACAUUCUCAGUCUUUAUUAAUGCCUACGCUUAAUUUUGUUCCCAGUACCUUCCCUGACCUUCACAGAAGAAGCCGUGAAAGUUAUAAAAGAAAGGAUUUUCAGGCCUGUGUGUAAUAAAGAUCGCUCUGAGAAACUUCUACUAGACGAGCCUCAUCCUGUACCCUCCCUCGUGUACCGAUGUUGGCUUCCUGUUCUGACUCGGGUCUCUCUUUUUAAUAAGACCCUGUUGGCUGAGUCUUUCUCUAUCAGUUGUGAGCUGUAAUUGGAUUCUCCUGCUUUUGAUUCUCUGUUCCACCAUCAGCCAUGUUGAUUAUUUUGGCCUUCAUCAUCCUCUUCCACAUCACCUCGGCAAUACUACUCUUCAUAUCAAGCAUCAAAAAUGAAUGGUGGGUUUCGAAAGAUAACACCAUUGAUCUCUGGUAUCACUGCAACUCCACAGGCUGUUACGAUUUACCGGGCAGUGCAACCUCUGAAGCAGCCUAUCUUCAGACUGUCCAGGCCGCCAUGAUACUGGCCACUAUGUUGUGCUGUGUGGGUUUCUUUGUCUUCAUCCUUCAGCUCUUCCGUCUGAAGCAGGGCGAGAGAUUUGUCUUUACAGCCAUCAUCCAGCUCUUGUCCACUUUGUGUGUGAUGAUUGGUGCAUCCAUCUACACAGCAGAGCACUUAAAUUUCAAAGACAAGACUUAUGAGGAUGGAAACUUUGGGUACGCCUUCGUCGUGGCCUGGGUCGCGUUCCCCAUGACGUUGCUGAGCGGCUUGAUGUAUCUAGUGCUAAGAAAACGCAAAUAAAGCACAACACACCACCUCACUAGCUGCCACCAGCUACAGCCUUAGCCAAGAGACUUUAUUUGUAAUGAUACUUGUUUUUAUAUGUAGAUUCAAUACUUGCCGAAGUUAGAAUGAAGUAGAUCAUCUUAUAAUAUUAAUCUCUGCAUACUGGAAACUUAAUUAGAUUUUAUUCAUAGUAUGUCACUUUUUCUUAACCUUGUUGUGUAUAAUUUAGUUUUACCUGCCCAUUAAAAAGUGCUGUGAUUUAGAGAGAUGAAAUAUUGAGGAGAAAAACAGGAGUGGGAGAUAUAAUAGGACAUAUUUAUAACAUGGAACCACUAUGGGCUUGAUAUGUAUUCAUACACAGUGCGCGAUGUGAAAUUGGCCUUAAUAACAUGCUAGUGUGAUGUUUCCUGGUCAUUAUACAUGUGCCUGGGGAAAAAGUCAAAAAGAAAAUCUGAAAUAUUGUGCUGCCAGUUUACUGAGCACUAUAUCAUACUUGAAGCUGAACAAAUUAUCAAUAUUAGUGGCACGAUGUGUUCUCGUGUAUAGAUUUUUUUUUUUU